Messenger RNA from Malassezia globosa CBS 7966, 636 nucleotides. RefSeq lists its product as uncharacterized. Gene Ontology annotation, cellular component: mitochondrial inner membrane. NCBI's taxonomy places the organism in Eukaryota, Fungi, Basidiomycota, Malasseziomycetes, Malasseziales, Malasseziaceae. The transcript has a single exon. Gene Ontology annotation, biological process: mitochondrial phosphate ion transmembrane transport. The coding region runs from base 1 to 636 and encodes 211 amino acids. Gene Ontology annotation, molecular function: phosphate transmembrane transporter activity. The record is from RefSeq and is a predicted model, not a curated record.
AUGAUCGUCGAGCAGCUUGGCAUGAAGACGUCGCAGGAGAACCGCAUGUCCGUGUACCUGGCUGCCUCGGCUCUUGCCGAGUUCUUUGCUGACAUUGCUCUGUGCCCUCUGGAAGCCACACGUAUCCGUCUCGUCUCGCAGCCGACCUUCGCUAACGGUCUUGUUGGUGGCUUCGCCCGCAUUGCCCGCGAGGAGGGCAUUGGCGGCUUCUACGCCGGUUUCGGCCCCAUCCUGUUCAAGCAAGUGCCCUACAACAUGGCCAAGUUCGCCACGAUGGAGAUUGUCCUCGAGAACGCGCUCCACAUGUAUGGCAAGACCAAGGCACAGCUCUCGCACUCGGAGGCUACGGCGUUCAACCUUGGCUCUGGUCUGAUCGCCGGUUUCGCCGCUGCGACCAUCUCGCAGCCCGCCGACACGCUCCUUUCCAAGGUGAACAAGACCAAGGCUCUCCCUGGCGAGACGACCACGGGCCGUCUCAUCAAGAUCGCCAAGGACCUCGGCCCUGUCGGUCUCUUCACGGGCCUGACGACCCGUCUCGUCAUGGUCGGUACGAUGACCGCCCUCCAGUUCGGUAUCUACGGCCAGAUCAAGACGGCUCUUGGCGCCACGAACUCUGUCGAGAUCGCCAAGGCAUAA